This is a messenger RNA of Cotesia congregata, 2463 nucleotides long. The record is from the annotation of a GenBank genome assembly. NCBI's taxonomy places the organism in Eukaryota, Metazoa, Arthropoda, Insecta, Hymenoptera, Braconidae.
AUGGCAUACAUAACGCACGUUAUGACAUUGGCUAACAGCAUAAUCGGCGUGAGUGUCCUGGCGAUGCCGUUUUGCUUCAAGCAAUGCGGGAUUAUUUUAGCAAUUUUAAUCCUGUUGUUCUGCAGCCUGCUGUCAAGACUGGCGUGUCAUUUUUUAAUAAAAUCAGCUGUGAUGUCUAGAAGAAGAAAUUAUGAAUUUCUUGCUUUUCACGCGUUUGGACCCAUGGGUAAGUUCCUAGUCGAGCUGUUCAUCAUCGGAUUUUUACUGGGAACCUGCAUCGCUUUUUUUGUCGUGACUGGCGACUUGGGACCUCAAAUAAUUGGGAAGAUUCUUAAUAAAAAUCCUGAGGAUAUUCGUUUGAGUUUUUUGUUAACUACUGGAUUAAUUAUUGUCUUACCUCUUGGAUUGUUGAAGAAUAUUGACAGUCUCUCCAGUAUCUGCACUGUUACAAUUGGAUUUUAUUUGUGUCUUGUUAUCAAGGUAAUAUCUGAAGCAAUGACACAUAUUUUUGACGGUGAUUGGGUGGAUGAUGUAAAUUACUGGCGACCAGCUGGUAUUUUACAAUGCUUACCAAUUUUUUCAAUGGCUUUAUUUUGUCAAACUCAAUUAUUUGAAAUUUACGAAUCAAUUCCAAAUGUUUCGUUGGAAAAAAUGAAUAAAGUCGUAAAAGGUGCAAUAAAUAUUUGUACAAUUGUAUAUUUAUUCGUUGGAUUCUUUGGAUAUGUUGCUUUUUGCAACCAAUCAUUCUCAGGAAAUAUUUUAACGAGUUUUGAGCCAAGCCUUACAUCUGAUUGCAUAAAAAUAGGAUUUGUAUUUUCAGUAUUAUUCAGCUUUCCACUUGUUAUAUUUCCAUGUCGUGCUAGUCUAAAUUCACUUCUGUUUCGACGGAACUACGCACAUGAAAGUUCAACUAACUACAUUCCAGAAAUAAGAUUCAGAUGCUUAACAUCGAUGAUAGUACUGGUAUCUUUAAUAACCGGACUAUUAAUGCCGAACAUUGAGUUUGUUCUUGGAUUAGUUGGCUCGACAAUUGGAGUCAUAAUUUGUCUGAUAUUUCCCGCUGGAUUUUUUAUCGCAAUAAGUACAAAGAAUACCAAUGAACGGUUGUUAGCACAAGUGAUAUUAUUUAUAGGAAUGUGGAUAAUGAUUCUGGGAUCUUAUGCUAAUUUGUACGCGAUAGACGAGUCAAGUACGACGAAAGUUUCAAUUGUUACUGACAAGCCAUUUGUUCCGAUUAAUAAUAUUCAUUUGAAUGUUGAUGAUAAUAAUAACAUUGAAAUUCCUCACAAGCUUGAAAAAAAGAUAUCACAAAAACUUCCACCAAACUUAACUUCAAUAGCAGACAAUAAAAUUCCCGAAGAAAAACCUAAAAAUGAAGAACUAAUUAAACUUCCAAAAGUUCUAACAGCGGAAGAAAAGUUAAAAGAAGUUCUUGCUGCUGAAGAAAAGAAUACAAUAAUAGAAAAUAAAGAGAAGGUCGAACCAGAGCCUGAAAAUUCUAUAAACGUUGAUGCAAUUAAAAAAGAAGAGUCUGAAAUUGCUGAAGCGGACGUCAAGGAUCCGAGUUUGCAGGAGCAACAGCGUGUGAAGGAGACGCUGAAGCAGCACAAAAUCGAGUCUAUUGAGCUUAUGAAGGAGCAGAAGGCUAUUUUGAAGAAUAUUGAGAUCAAGAAGGUGGAGAUGGAGGAAGAUAAGAAGUUUUUGGAAAGUCAAGCUAAGAGCAUGGAUAAAAUUAAUAAAAUUGAUAAAAUGGACAAUAAAUUAAAUGAGGGAGAGAAAAGUGACGUACAUAUCAGAAGUGAAAAUAAAACUCAAGGGAUUAAUUUAAAUAUUUUAAAUAAUUUAAAUAAAAGCUUGAGUUUUAAUUCAAGUGAAAAAAUAAAUCAAAGUAAAAUAAAUACAAUUGUACCUUUAGACCCUAAAAUAAAUGUGCCUUCCAAUGAAUCUCGGGGUCCUGUUCUAAAUGCUUUGACUAAUUGGACCGUCAACCAAAUUAUCAAUGCCUCGGGAUUUGUUAAUUCUGAAGAUAAUCAUUCGGUUAAUGAAAAUAAUAAUAAUAUUAAUUUAAAGUCGGUAAAUGAGGUGCCAAUUCCCCUGCCGCUAAAAUUAAAUAUGUCAGCGGAAAAUAAUAAUAAUAAUAUUAAUAGUAAUGAAGACAAAGUUGGUCGGGAUAUUUUACAGAAUCGUGGGAGAGAAAAGAGGGACGUUGAGGAGCUUGAUAAAAUAAUUUUAGACGAGGCUGUGAAGAGUACAAAUGAAGAAGAGUGUACGUCAAAGCCAAAAGAAGAUAAAAUUUUGAGCACUGAGUCGAUUAUCAAGACUAAUAUUAAUUUAUCGGAUCAAGAGUUUCAGGACAAGGUUAAUUCUGUGGACCUGGCUUUGGAUCCACUUACUAAUUCUGAGUACAGAGUCUUCAAGAAACGGGAUCUCAAAGCUUUUAAACCUGGAAGAAGAAGAGAUUAA